CUCCAAGCGGCUUCAAUUCACUAUUUUUUUCAAAAUGGCGGCGUCCAUGGGCAAGGAUAUGGAUAAUGGAAAUUUUGAGAGAAAUACCCUUAUCAUCCGUCACCUACCGAGCUCAAUGAACAAUGUAGAGAAGCAAGAAUUCCUCGAGUAUUUUGGGGCGGUUCAUGUAAGGGUUUUAUCAAAUUUCGGACGAAUGAAACAUGCUGCGUUUGCAACUUUCAGAGAUCAAAGUGCUGCAGCACAGGCUCUCACAAGGCUACACCAACUGAAAGUCCUGGGCCACACCCUGGUGGUGGAAUAUGCAAAGAGCAAUGCUGCGUCUCAGGCAGGUCUGGCUGCUACCAGCAGUAUUGAGAGGAGGAAUGGGGAGGCCAUUGAUUCAAGCACUGAUGGCUGUAAUCUUGAUCAGGAGCAUAAAAGCGAGAAAGCAGCAUAUGGGAACUCCACCAUUGCGGAUGGACUGAAAGGAUUGCAGCAAAGGAUUGGCAUCUCAUCCAGACAUGGGAUUGAUUUUCCCUUGAACCCAGUGCUUCGCUAUCGCUACCCAGCACCUUCUGUCGGCAUCCUGACUAACAUUGUCAACAGUCUGGCCUCGGUGCCUAAGUUGUAUACCCAGGUCCUGCACCUGAUGAACAAGAUGAACCUGCCAGCACCCUUCGGUCCAGUCACCCCUGCUCCCCCGUUGAUCCGGGAUGUACCACCGCCCUCUGUUGUCAACAACCAGACAGUGGAGGCCAUGGAGAUGUCCAGCUCCAGUGAGGAGUCAGAAAUUGAGAGUGACCCAGAUGAAAAAGAAAAAACAAAGACUAUCCAAUCAUCUCUUAAGCGGCCAUCAAAGACCAAGAACCCACAUCGUGCCAAGCGGCACAAACUUCAGCCUCUGAUACCAGCCAAGGCCCCUCCAGUAGGCGGGGCAGUACCCCCCUCUCAGCCAGCUAGGGCAGUGGAUGUCUUUGAGCAGUCGCAGGCUCCCAUCGGCAAGAGGAUUGAGUUCCGAUUGACGGAGGGAAUGGCUGGAGCUUUGGAUGGCAACCAGAUGCAUUCCACUACAGGGGAGGAGAUUGCGGGGUCUGGUGAACCAAGGACUGACCAACAGCCGGCAGAAGCCAACCCAGGAUCUUCCUCCCUUGUGUCUGGUUUUGGAACCUUUGAGCAUCCCACAACGGAGAAAGAGGCAAACCCUGCCAAGAGGGAGGGACUUGAGGAAGAUGAGACGGAAGAGGGUGAGGAGGAAGAUGAUGGGAAGGUGACAGAGUUCAUAUCCAGACGAGAGCUCCGAAACAGACUCCCAGAUCAUGAAAUCAAGAGGCAUCCAGUUUUCAAGCGGUAUGAGCCUGGUGAACCCACCACACGGUUAUACCUCAAGAAUCUGGCCAAAACGGUGGAGGAAAAAGAUUUGAAGUAUAUUUACGGACGUUAUGUGGAUUGGUCAUCACCAAUUGACAGAGACAUGUUCACCAUCCAAUUGAUGACCCAGGGGCGCAUGAAGGGCCAGGCCUUCGUCGGUCUACCAAGCGAGUUUGCAGCACAGAAGGCACUGCGAGACACCAACGCUUACAUCCUACAAGGGAAACCCAUCGUUGUGCAAUUUGCAAGAUCGGCCAAGUUGAAGGAAAAGGAGGAGAAAGAUUCCAAAAAGAAAGGCAGGAGGGAGAUCAUCUGAUUGCAAUGGUCAUUGUGGGACAGACAAGUAGGAUAUGACCUCCACCGGACUCCAACACUGGACCAUGCCAAUAACAGCCAAGGUGUUCUGCUUGUUAUGAGUAUCCCAAGUACUCCAUACAAACUCCAAUGUGGAUGUGAUGUCCAGUUGAAAUUUGGAGUAGUGGAGUUGGACCUCUAGAUUUCAUGUUUGGAAGAACUGUACUAGCUAAGAGAAACUAGAGUGCAGGGGAGAUGCAUGGCAGUGCAUUGAAAAGUACAGAAUCCAUCACAGCCAAGCCACAGCGAUCUUACCCGUCACAGCAGCUGCAAGACCCCGAGUGAGAAUUCAUGGAAGCGAUAGAAGUUUUUCUUGGGGAUGAGGGGUCAAAAGGGGGGGGGGGGGAAAUAACCACAAAGGAAUAACUAUACAUUCUGAAUGACAAACACUUUUAUUUAAAUACAUUUGACAACCAAUGAACAGAAGAUCGAUCUGGUUAUGUGUUGUAUGCUUUUUUUAUUCAUUGGAGAUCCGCAAACCUUUCAUUCGUAAGUAUCUCCACCAUGCAAAGCCUCAAUUCUUACUCAUUGGAGAUCAAUCCGUCAGUGUGGAUAUUACUUUGCUUUAUAAUAACUUAUUUUCACUUUAAAAAUGAAAUUCAAGUCAUGUUUGAUGUGAGAAAAGAUAAUGUAUACAUUUCAAUCUUCAAUAAUGAAACCUUCACAACGGUGAAGAGAGACUGUUCCACUUUAUUUAUAUAGAAAUUGUUACUGAUUACACCAUCGAAUAUAAAGCAAACAGAAAUGUACAAACUCUUUUAAAAUUACUGUACAAUGUAACACCUUCAUGUAGUUGAACACUAACCAUUGCUGUGUGCCUUGAAAUGACUUCAAGCACGAUAACUGACCCUCUUUUGUAAUGACAGGUUCACAUGUCCUAUGGAUCUACUCCACACAAAUAUCUUCAGUAAAUUCACAGAAUGGUACUCCAGUCCAUCACAAGUCCAAAUCACAAGUAAUGUCACAAGUAACAGGGGAUGAAUGAUGACAGAGGAUGCCUUUCUAGAAACUUGACUUGAGAAUGGAUAACGUGUGAGGGUUUGACUACAGUUUUGAUCAGUUUUGAUAAGUUUCAAGCGCUUUUGGAAACUAGAUCUGUGUGAAAGUGUCAACAUGAACUCUUGUUGUGUUUUUAUUUGUUUAAGUUUGAUCAACGUCCAGUGUGAGGUCCACUUUGGUCAUGACAGUGGUCUUAGUUUGACCGCCUCGCAAUCCGGCCAGGAAUGUCUGGGGCUUGGGCACAUUGCUGGCUCCAUCUGUCUUGGUUUGACUUGCUGUGUCCCUGCAGUCACAGAAAAAAAGUAGAAGAUAAACAUGAAUCUCAAAUUAGAAAAUUAGAACACUGGGAAUAUUUCCUUCAUCAUGAAAGGGAUCAAUGAGGUUCUGUGUUUAUUUGAAAUCCAUGAAUGGAAAGCCCUGUUUACAGUACACGCUUGUACACAGCUUUCCAUGCCCCUUUCCUGCAGUUUUUACAUUGAACUUUCAGUUAAAUUUAUAUUUAAAAAGUGCCUUCAGGCCACCUUUUUGCUUU
This is a messenger RNA of Patiria miniata (bat star), 3232 nucleotides long. RefSeq names its product RNA-binding region-containing protein 3-like (gene rnpc3). Gene Ontology annotation, cellular component: U12-type spliceosomal complex. Lineage: Eukaryota; Metazoa; Echinodermata; Asteroidea; Valvatida; Asterinidae. Gene Ontology annotation, molecular function: U12 snRNA binding; protein binding; pre-mRNA intronic binding. The record is from RefSeq and is a predicted model, not a curated record. The coding region runs from base 35 to 1663 and encodes 542 amino acids. The transcript is spliced from 12 exons. Gene Ontology annotation, biological process: mRNA splicing, via spliceosome.